Messenger RNA from Trichomonas vaginalis G3, 552 nucleotides. RefSeq lists its product as uncharacterized. Bases 1 to 552 code for a protein of 183 amino acids. Lineage: Eukaryota; Parabasalia; Trichomonadida; Trichomonadidae. The transcript has a single exon. The record is from RefSeq and is a predicted model, not a curated record.
AUGGAUUCUUUUAUCACGUUCAACAUCCUUUGCUCGGACGGUAGAAAGCAAACAGUAUCCGGGAAACGAAGCCAAUCACUCAGAGAAGUGUUUUCUGAUUAUAAUUUCCUCAAAUCAAAUUCCACAGAAUACCAUUUCAUCAAAAACAGGCUAGCACUACACAUAGACAUAUCACUUGGGGCGCUGGGAAUAACUGAUGGUGAUACCGUGUUCGUAAUCAAGCGCAAUAUCGCUCCAAAGAUAAACUACCCAAACAAUACAGCCUUAGAAGAAUCCGUUUGCCGAGAGGCCAUCAGAAUGUCAGAUAUACAGUUUUCUCAUUUGGAACUCUUCAAGAGAGCUCGAAAUGUUUAUUCGACCUAUUUCAAGCACCAGUCAGAUUUUUCCUCAUCCGAAAUUCAUACUCCAGUACAAAAGAGCUACAUCGCUGAAGCCGCGACCUCUGUCUCUCAAACAUCUCUUCCAAUGCUAUGGACUUCCAGCGGAAAGCCAUACAUUCGUUGCCCAAUUUACAGAAACCAGAAGAAUGUUCAAGAGGAAAAGUGUGAGUAG